AACUUGUGUUUUUCUAUACGUAAACUGAUUGGAAUACUCAAGUCGUAACCUUAAUAUUUCUUAAUAUUUUCAGUUUUAUAAAAGUAACAAGGAUUUAUCUCAGUAUACAUGAUUUUUGUUCGUAUUGCACAUUUUUUGUAUCAUAUUUUUCGGGAAGAGAGUGUUUUAUAUACUUCAAUUGAUUUCGAUUAACUUGCAAUUAACAAAAUCGAAUUAUGUACCGAACGUUUUGAAGGACAGAAUGUCUGUUAAGCCGCUUAAAUGUCGGUAAUAAAUAUCAGUAUUUCUACUUAAAGAUUUAAGAUACUUAGAAAUAUUAUUCAAAAUGGUUUCGAUAAAGUGGCUAAUGCUCUCUAUUGCAUUUGCGGUGAUUUUUAUAACGGCUACUAUACUCUACAUUCUUGGAGUUGUAAAAUACAUGACCGAUUAUGAAGAAAAUACAUGCGACAUGACAUAUAUGUUCGAAUAUCCGCAAUAUGUGCGAGUAUCUUUGAAAAAUGAUAUAGAAGAGAAAUAUCCACGAUUUGGACUGUACGCUUAUGGAGAAGGCUACGCAACAGAAAAAUUGAGAAGAAUGCAUUUUUCUGGAAUACCAGUUCUUUUCAUACCAGGCAAUGGUGGAUCUCAUGAACAAGUACGAUCUAUUGCUUCAGUAAGUUUAAAAAAAAGUCGAAGGUAUCCCUUCCAUUUUGAUUUUUUCACUGUUUCAUUCAAUAAGGAUUAUUCUGCAUUUUACGGAGGUGUACUUAUGGAACAAACUGAGUACGUCUCACAUUGUAUAAAGGCAAUAUUAGCUUUGUACAAGGGCAAGAUGGACAAUGUUGUGUUGAUUGGCCAUUCUAUGGGUGGUAUCAUAGCAAAAGGAGCACUUUUACUGGCACCCAAUAUGAAUACUUCGUUUGCUAGUAUGAUAAUAAACUUGGCUACUCCCAACACCCCUGCCUUAGUUCUUGAUCAUGUUUUUGCCAACUAUUAUUUGGAAUUGGAAAGUCAUUUACAUAAAAUUAAAGAUGCAGGAGUAAAAGUAGUAUCUAUUGGAGGUGGACCGCGCGAUAUAAUGGUAACUGCUACUCAAACAUUUGAUCCCACAGCAGACAUUAAUGUUCUCUCCACGAGUAUACCAACUGUUUGGAAAUCCACGGAUCAUUUGAGCAUUUUAUGGUGCAAGCAACUAGUGUUUGUAAUUGUUCGCUCACUAUUUGAUUCUGUGGAUUAUUUGGAGAAACCGCUGAAAAUUACAUCAAACUCCACUUUGAAGAUGCAAGCCCUGUCUUAUCAUUUUCAACAACAUACUUCAGGCAAGAAACUAUAUCAUUAUAAGGAAAAAGUUCAGUUUGAAACUGAUAGCGAAUGGGUGAACAUUGUACAUCAGCAGUAUGUUUGGACCAAUAAGAAUGUAUAUAAAAAAUCCUCUGUUAUAUAUCUGGCAGUGAAACUAUUUCAUGAAUUUGAUUUCUUAACCAUUGAUACAAUAAAUUUGGAAAAUAAGGAUUGGCUCUUUGUGUGUAAAGCAUUCAAAAGGCACGAUCAAGGAAAAAUUUGCGAAUGGGGUUGGAAUUUGACAAAUAAAACGAGAAUUUUACCUAAUCCUUUACAUCGAUCAAGAAAAAUAAUUGAUUUAAAUCUAAAAGAGAUCAAUUAUUUGGAUGUUACACAUGCUAUUGUAAAAAUAACUUCAGAUGAUUUGGAUGAUUAUCUUACAGUCAGCUUUGACUCUUAUUCUUACAAUAGUCAAAUCGAAUCAACGAGGAAUAGAUUCUUUCAACCUAAACAUUUUUUUCGCACUUAUUCUUUCGAAACCACCAAGGGAAACACAAGAUACUUUGUACAAUUUUUAAAAUUUACGAAUGUGAUGACUGUUGAUUUGAAGUCGCACGAUUGUACUAAACACCAUGCCAUUGUCGAAUUAAUAGAGCCGUGGAAUGUAGGAUCGAUUCAAUCGAGAUUUUUCACGAUUGCGGAUGAUAAUCCGAAAAUGAUGAAGCUACAGACUCCCAGUAGACGUUCUGAUGAAAUAGCAAAUUUAAGACUGACAUUAGAUCCAGAAUGCAGUUACACGAUUAAGAUUCAAUCAGAAGGAAUCAUCGACGAGAUCUCUUGUAGGAUACGGGAUCAUUGGCCGUCACUUUACAUGGCGAUUAUCAGUUUACUUAUCCUUCUCAUCUCUAUUAGAGUGCAUCUUAAUUCAGACACAGUACCGACAAUAAUCGUAACGAUAGUAUUGACCGUUUUAUUCAACGUUACUUUUGAAGCCCGUAUUGCUGUAUGUAUCAUCACAAUAGCUGCCGUUUCCACAUGCUGCUCUGUCAUAUUUUUCGGUUCUGUCGCACAUGGAAUAGCUGUCAAGUUUUUAGCACGUGCAAUAGCUUUUUCAACAAUGUGGUCAGACUGGUUACUGAGUGGUUUAUACCAAGUGCCGUUGUCAACAACCAUCUUCAUACUGUCUAUAAUUCCUGCAACAUGCGGGGCUCUAGCUAUGCUCAUUUCGGUAUUCCUGUACUAUUUGAAACUGACAAGGAUGUACGAAGAUUAUUUGGAGAAAGUAUUAUUGACUUCGCUUGAACAUUUCAAUAUAAUUAAACGUUUAAAGAGCAUAAGGGGCAGAGAAGAUGAGAAUGAAAACAGCAAUCAAAAUGUAUAUGAUCAUCUCAUCUUAUUCUUGUUAUGGAACUUUGCAGCGCUUCCAGCGAUUCCAUCUAUUUUAGUCUGGGCGAAGAAUUUCAGUUAUGAUAUGAGACUCAGCACAGAAGAUCCUGUACUUCUAAUAAGUUGGACAAUACUAGCUACUAGUGGUACACUGGAUACUGCACAAAUCUCUCCUAAUCGUAAAGGAUAUUGGUCGUUUACAUUAAGCCUUCUGUUACGCUUCAUAAGUUGGAUCAUCCUUGCAAUGAUGGCAAGUCCAUAUCCAUCCUUUUUCCAUUACUGCAUGCCACCUAUUACAGCCACAGUAGUAAUACUUUUGACAAUAAAUUCCAUAAUAAACAAACAGAUUUCAUAAAGGACAAUCUGUGUAAAAUAACGAUCGGCAAAGAUUGUGUUUAGACAAUUUUUCUUAUCUCAUUAGUUUUGUAGGAAGAUUUCAGUGAGAUUACUUGAGAUUACGACUAAAUUACAAUUGAUAUUAUUUAUAUUCCAACUGAAAAAUGAGAUCUGCGUAAAGAGAUAUGUAUAUACUG
This is a messenger RNA of Linepithema humile (Argentine ant), 3179 nucleotides long. RefSeq names its product GPI inositol-deacylase (gene PGAP1). NCBI's taxonomy places the organism in Eukaryota, Metazoa, Arthropoda, Insecta, Hymenoptera, Formicidae. Gene Ontology annotation, cellular component: endoplasmic reticulum. Gene Ontology annotation, molecular function: phosphatidylinositol deacylase activity. Gene Ontology annotation, biological process: endoplasmic reticulum to Golgi vesicle-mediated transport; GPI anchor metabolic process. The record is from RefSeq and is a predicted model, not a curated record.